Molecule: messenger RNA, 1794 nt
Organism: Mesorhabditis spiculigera
Lineage: Eukaryota; Metazoa; Nematoda; Chromadorea; Rhabditida; Rhabditidae
Source: the annotation of a GenBank genome assembly
AUGUUCUACGACUUGCGCAUCCUCAACUCUCGCGACUCCAACUUGUCGCUGAUCUGGCGACUCGCCAACUCGCGUCCGACGCGCAACGUCCAGAAGGCGGCGUUCCUGGCUGUGGAUGUCGCCUCGGCCUGUAAGACCCUGCUGGAGCGCAUCCCGGAGCCCAAGUACUCGAGACGGGGAACCGAAGAGAAGUUCUCGCUCUACCUACUCGGUCGCCUCACCUAUGGCAUCGUCCUGCUCUACCAGAAGCAGCUCUUUUUCCUCGAGAUGGACAUGAAGGAGACUGCGGCGAACCUGCGCGGACUCUCCAGCAUCCAAUUCCAACAGAAGAAGCGCCAGACCAUCGAGAAGACGCCCAUUCACAAGAAGAAGCGCAAGCUCAGCGACAGCGAGGGCUCGCGAGCCAACCUGAGCCUCGAGCAGCUGGAUCAACAAGCCAACCGGGCCGCCAUCGAGCGCAUCACCCUCAAUGAACCGGAAGCUAUCUUCGAUUGGAGGGAGCGGAGCUGCUUCGGUGAACGGGAUGAGCUGCCGGCCCCCACAGAAGAAUACUACCAAAUGCUCGCGAGCGGGGAUAUUAUGUUUUCCGCUGAACAUAGCAAGGACAAGACCGCGGUUCCGCAGCUGGCCAACAACAACAACGGCGAGGCUACGUUGGGCGAAAAGACGGUGCCAGCUCGCGAGUCUCAGCUGCCGUUCGAAGAUAUCAAGCAGGUCACUGAUGCUGAAAUGCUGGCUCCCGGAGCCGAAUUCCUCGAUCCUCUUCAACAAGACGACCUCAUGCAAGACCUGCAGUUCAACGCUCUGGACCUGCUUGACACGCAGCCUCCGAUCGAGCAACAACUGCAGGAGAUGGACAAAGAGAUGGAAGAGCUCGACCAAAAAGCCAUCGACAGCCUUCACCUCGAAAGCCUCAACACUGCCGAUGUCUUGGCUGAAGAGUUGAGCGCAAAGCGCAAGCACCAAAAGAAGAAGCCAUCAAAACUCAUCAUUGAUGAUGACAUCCAACUUUCUGUGCGCGCUAUCAAGAGGCUGAUGGAUGAAAUUGCUGAGGGUCCUAUAAAGGUACCACCGAAACCCAGCCAUCUCCCACGUGGCCAGCUGUUGGCUGAGCAGCUCUUCGCCCAGCGCCCACUCACUUCGAUCAAUUACAACAAGGAUCUGGACAUCUGCUUCCCGACCCGUGGCGACGAGCGCUUUAUCGUCGACGAAGAUGACGUUCAAAUCGACCCGCUCGAGGCUAUCGACAUUGGAAAGCCACCGGCGACGCCACUUCCGCAAGUUGAGCCGCUCCCGGCUGAUGAGCUGCAGCAACUGAAUCUAAUGGAUGAGAUGCAAAUGAAUCCGUUCGACCAGCCGAUGUUCCACGACAUGAUGCACGAGUUGGCGCCGCCACAGCAACAGGAUGAAGAGCCCGAGGAGGCGCGCCGUCGCGUCAGCUCGCUUGCGCACGCCAACCGUGUCAGCUUGUUCCCGCAAGGCGAAGGAUCGAGGCUCGAGGAAGACGACGGGGUCAAGCCGCUGCUCACCGAACUCAUCUCUGACCGCGACUCGACCCACGCGGAUCGGCUGGACACACGCGAGACGUUCUUGGGAAACGCCCAUCUACUGGCUAAUGAUGACGGCCAGGUCAACAUGUCCGAGCUGGUGCCCCCGCACUACACCACCGCCCCGCUGGCCGCUCGCCGUUUUGCCCUCCUUCUCGAAUCGCUCAAGUCUGGCGAGGUGCUCAGCGUGUUCCAGCCCGACGCCUUCGACGAGAUCUGCAUCCAGCUUCCUCCAUUGGCCGCCAAC